UUCCGCGGCCCCGGCUCGCCUUUCACGCGCUGCAUUCCCUGCCCAAGAAGCGAAACUGGGAAGGCUAUCUGUCUAUCAACCUCUCCAGCUGUACACCUAUAAAAACAGGGACAAAGUAUUCCUUCUACCACAUUUCCCUUCAUUUUCGAUUCUGUUCCGGGAAGCAACCGCCGAGGCGCGAGGAGGCAGGCGACGAUCUUGGUGAAUCCGUGGAGUUUGCUGACGUGAGCUGGUUUCUUUGGUGUCCUUGAAGCCGGUGACAAGAGAACAUGGCCGCCGAGCAGCAGCAAGCCAAGGCCGGCAGCAGCAGGUUCGCGGUCACGUGCGGCCUGCUGAGGGAGUACAUGAAGGAGCAGGGCGGCAGGCUCCUCGCGCCGGCCGUGGCCACGAGCCUCAUGCCCGCCGCCGAUGUUGUUGGCGGCGUGGCAGAGGCGGUGGCGCCGGAGGAGACGAAGACCAUGUUGGAGCUUUUCCCCCAGCAGGCUGGCACGCUCAAACACUCGCAACAAAGGAAGGAGCCAGAGAGAGCGCCGCUGACCAUCUUCUACGGCGGGAGGAUGAUGGUGUUCGACGACUUUCCUGCCGAGAAGGCCGAGGAACUGAUGCAGCUAGUUGGCUCCUGCAAUGUUUCUCCGGCAGCCUCGGGCGCCGGCGCCGCGGCCGUUCGCCAGAAUGCACUGGGACAGUCCUGCUUGCCAGUGCACGUUUCUUCAGACACGCCCAUCGCGAGGAAGGCAUCGCUCCAGAGGUUCCUCGAGAAGAGGAAGAACAGGAUCGCCGCGGCAGAUCCAUACCCGGCGGCGGUAAGUGAGUCGAGCAAGCCUGUCAAAGACGAUGGCGCGCCGUGGCUCGGCGUGAACUCCAUGCUCCGCCUGAGCUGAAGAAUUUGGGGACACCUAGAGACCAGAAGGGACACCAUUACUCCUUAGUACUAUUUUCGAAUAAUAUAUCUGUGGGUCAAAUAUUUUUACCCCUUGGUAUUUUGCACCAGAUGUUGGUUGCUUUAGGGGAAUAGCUAGCUGAUUAUGAUUGGUUAAUUAGCUUGUCUUUCUAUCUGUUUGAGAAUUCUUUGAUGAGAAAAGAAUUCUUUUCCAUUCUGAUAUUUACCUUCAAGGAUAUGAACUAAAUCUAGUCGAUCGCUACAUAGUUUGUAAAUUCAAAUAAACUGAUGAUACAGAUUAUAUGCUA
This is a messenger RNA of Phragmites australis (common reed), 1188 nucleotides long. RefSeq names its product protein TIFY 11c-like. Gene Ontology annotation, cellular component: nucleus. The transcript is spliced from 3 exons. Gene Ontology annotation, biological process: response to wounding; regulation of jasmonic acid mediated signaling pathway; regulation of defense response. Bases 270 to 881 code for a protein of 203 amino acids. The record is from RefSeq and is a predicted model, not a curated record. Lineage: Eukaryota; Viridiplantae; Streptophyta; Magnoliopsida; Poales; Poaceae.